Messenger RNA from Vigna unguiculata (cowpea), 1125 nucleotides. RefSeq lists its product as uncharacterized. NCBI's taxonomy places the organism in Eukaryota, Viridiplantae, Streptophyta, Magnoliopsida, Fabales, Fabaceae. The record is from RefSeq and is a predicted model, not a curated record.
AUAAUACGAAUCAGAAAAAAAAUCCUAAUUCUUGUUCAUCUUUGGAAAAGAUAAAUUUCAUGUGUUUAUUUAUUCGUUUGCAUGUGAUUUCGAAAGAGAGAAUCCUCGCAAUGGCAACGGAGUCUUGAGUUCAGAGAUAGGGCAGACCUACAAGACAUAUGGCGUAUCUCACUGCAGAUCCCAAACUUUUGCUUCAGUAACUUGGAAACCUUGAUUCUGGACGGGUGCCACUCUUUAUCAGAUGCACUUCCCUUCACUUUGCUUCCUUUAUUACCUCGAUUGCAAACAUUGAAAGUUCAGAAUUGUGAUUAUAUGAAAACCAUAUUUGAUGUCAAAUGCACAACACAAGAUACAUUAGUUACUUUUCCUCUAAAUGAAUUGGUUUUAUCGGAGCUGCCAAAUCUGGAAACUGUUUGGAAUGAAGAUCCUCAUAGAAUUCUAAGCAUGCACAAUCUACAGAAAGUGUUUGUUGAUAGAUGUAAAUGCCUUCAAAGACUGUUUCCAGCAUCGGUAGCCACAGAUCUUGAGAAACUCGAAACUCUAGUUGUGAAAGAUUGUGCAGGAUUGAUGACAAUUGUUGCAGAGGAAUCUGAAGAUCAGGACAAAGAAAUAAUAUUUCAGCGGCUCCGGGUUUUGGAUCUUACAAGAUUAGAAAAGUUAAGGUGCUUUUACGCUGACAAUCUUACUUUAAGUUUUCCAUCCUUGGAGGAAGUCCACGUCAUCAACUGCAGCUCCAUGAAAACUUUCGGUGAGUGGUACUACGAAGAAUAUGAGAGCCCGCGAGAGGAAAGCGAUCUUAAUUCUGCUGUGCGAAGAACUUCUGAAGAACAGGUUGACUCCAAAUUGCAGUAAUUAAGAGGAGAUUGAAGGCAUAAAGUGUGGAUGAAGAUGAAUGUGUCCCUAUUUUACUACGUAUGAUUGUGUUUUAAAAAACAAAAUUGUAUUGUUGUACCUGAUUGAUGAUGAAAUACAUUAUUAUCUAUAUUAUGUAAUGUGUGAGAUGAAAUCUCAUGAAAGGUCAUAAAUAUUGAGUAAGGAGUGAUGAACUGUGUCACAAAAAUAUUGAUUGUAUUACUUGUGUGUUAUGUGUGUUGAUAAAAAAAAAAAAGAUUAUGUUUCUGUUCA